Petromyzon marinus (sea lamprey) is the source of this 1253-nucleotide messenger RNA. The record is from RefSeq and is a predicted model, not a curated record. NCBI's taxonomy places the organism in Eukaryota, Metazoa, Chordata, Hyperoartia, Petromyzontiformes, Petromyzontidae.
UGUUCCUUUGCGCAGUAACUUCUGUUUUAAAUAAGAACCUUACUUUUAAAUAAUAAAAAAAGAGACGUGAUGAAGUUGUAAAGAUUUAGAAGUACCCGUCGGAAUAGUCAUCCGUGGCGAAUGUGAAGGCUCCCAAUCCCGAGACACGCGAGGCCAACGAUGGCAGCGGCGGCGGCAGCAGCAGCGAUGGCGGCUCCGGUCAGCAUGGAAGUCGACACUGGCACCCCGGGGGUGAGCGUGAUGGCAGUUGCUGCGGUUACGGGCAGCGUCUCCGUGUCGCUCCACCCCCUCGUCAUCCUCAACAUCUCCGAGCACUGGACCCGACUACGAGCCCAGGAGGGGCGGCCUAUGCAAGUCGUGGGAGCGCUGAUCGGGAAGCAGGAGGGGAGAAACAUCGAGGUCAUGAACUCGUUCGAGCUCCUCUUCACCGAGACGGAUGGACGCACGGACAUCGACAAGGAGUACUACUACACCAAGGAGGAACAGUUCAAGCAGGUGUUCAAGGACCUGGACUUCUUGGGCUGGUACACGACGGGGGAGACACCCAACCCCUCCGACAUUUACAUCCACAAGCAGAUUUGUGAAAUAAACGAAAGCCCGAUAUUCCUGAAGCUCAACCCUCAAACCAAACACACGGACUUGCCGGUCAGUGUCUAUGAGUCGGUGAUUGACCUCGUGAAUGGAGAGGCGACGAUGCUGCUGGUGGAGCUGCCGUACACACUCGCCACCGAGGAGGCCGAGAGGAUCGGGGUCGACCACGUCGCGCGCAUGAGCAGCACCGACUCGGGGGACGGCUCCACGGUGGCUGAGCACCUGCUGGCACAGCACAGCGCCAUCAAGAUGCUGCACAACCGAGUCAGAGUCAUCCUCCAGCACAUGCGCGCCAUUCAAGCCGGUGAGCUCCCAGUAGUACACGAGAUUCUGCGCGAUGCAGAAACAGCCUGUGCCACCGCCUGCCCCGUCAUCAGCACCACCUCCUUCCAGGAGGACUUCUUCGACCAAUGCAACGACGUGGCACUCAUGGCGUACCUUGGAGCCGUGACCCGCAGCUGCAACACAGGAAACCUCUUCGUGAACAAGUUCAACACCCUGUACGACCGGCAGGGUGUGGGACGGCGCAUGCGGGGGCUGUUCUUCUGAGAACGCGGGAGGCGCGCACACACCGCAUAAACCACACACACCGCAUACACACCGCACACACACACACACCGCAUAAACCACACACACCGCAUACACACCGCAUACACACACAC